Zingiber officinale is the source of this 605-nucleotide messenger RNA. RefSeq names its product U1 small nuclear ribonucleoprotein A-like. The transcript is spliced from 5 exons. The record is from RefSeq and is a predicted model, not a curated record. Bases 259 to 549 code for a protein of 96 amino acids. NCBI's taxonomy places the organism in Eukaryota, Viridiplantae, Streptophyta, Magnoliopsida, Zingiberales, Zingiberaceae.
UUUUGUGUGUUUUCCAACCAACCAAAGCCAGCAGAGCUAGCUGACGCCACCAGCAAAGAGCACAAGAUUGAGCCAACAUCAACCCUUUUUCUUGCUUUGUCCCUUUUUUCCAGCAACAAGGUAGCUUCAAAGGAAAUUGUAAGUUUUUCUCAAUUUGGCAAGAUAUUAAAGGUCCUUGCUUUUAAGACAUUGAAACACAAGGGACGGGCCUGGGUAAUCUUUGAGGAUGUAUCAUCAGCGACUGAGGCACUUAAAAGGAUGCAAGGAUUUCCAUUCUACGCCAAGCCCAUGAGAAUUCAGUAUGCAAAGACCAAGUCCGACAUAAUCGCAAAGGCUGAUGGAACAUUUGUCCCUCGUGAAAGAAGGAAGAGACACGAUGACAGAGCUGAAAGAAAGAAGCGUGACCCGCACCAUGAUUCUAAGCAAGCUGGGGCAGGAUUGAAUUCUGCUUAUUCUGGUGCCUAUGGAGCUGUACCACCUGUAAGCUUAUUCAACUUUCUAUUUUUAUUGGUUAUUAUUUUUUCGCCAGACAUAAAAUAUGUUCUCUAGAUCUGACUUGACUCGUCAAUCUUCAUCAUCGCAAAUCAAGUUGCAUUUAUGAAUUA